AUGGACGUCGAAACCUUCAAAAAACAACAGACCGAACAAAUUACCACGUUACUUUCGGGCUUUUCGGAAUUGCAGCUCGGUUUCGACUUGGAUGAUGCUGUUUUAGAUGAUUGUAUAGACGCAUUCAGUGAGGUGGGCAUGACAGCCGAACAGAAGCAGUCUUUAUUGGAUAAACUAGAUUCUCAGAUGCAAACUCGUAAUAAAAUAUUCGAAGAACAAGCAGCACAAAUACUUUUAAACUUUCGUCUCGAAUGUGAAAAAGACUUGGAAAAUUUGCCCCCCGAAAUACGAAGCAUGUCCGUAGACGAGUACGUAAAUGUUUAUCACGCGGAUCCUACCGAAUAUUUCACUAGGCGUGCUACCGCACAAGAGGAAAAAGAGGAGGACAAGAAAGAGGGCGCAAUUCUAGGAGGUAUUGAUGAGGCGAAAAAUGAUAUUGAGCAACAAGCAAUGGAAAUAGUAAUCUCACAAGAUGUUACAACUAAAGAAGACGUGCAUAUCGAUGAAAACGACGUUACAACUAAAGAAGUGCAUAUCGAUGAAAAUGGUGUUACAACUAACGAAGAAGCAUCAGCAAAUAAAUCAUUAAAUGAUAUAGAGAAUUUAUCGUUGAAAAGAACUCGUGCACUACGAGAAAAGCAAACCGAUACCGAAAACCAAGGACCUCGCGCCGCAAUGCAAGAAUCCGAUCACGAAGGAGAGAGUCUCAAAAAACGAUACACUCGUUCAAUGGAUUCUGCUGCCCGUAAGAAGCCAGCCGCAAAAAAAGCAAAUCAAUCCAAGUCGACGAAACCUUCCAAGCAUGAUCCUAUGCAGGAUGUUGUUGAGGUCUCUGAACCGAGUAAGAAUGACGUAAAGGAUGAUGAAUUAGAGAAACCAGUUACGCGUCAAAAAUCAAAGAAAAAUAAGGAAAAGGAAAACGUGGAUAUCUUUUCACCAAUUCGUACUCGAGCUGCACGACGAAAGAUUGAUGCGCCAAUUAAUUCUUAG
Ambispora gerdemannii is the source of this 990-nucleotide messenger RNA. The record is from the annotation of a GenBank genome assembly. Lineage: Eukaryota; Fungi; Glomeromycota; Glomeromycetes; Archaeosporales; Ambisporaceae.